Messenger RNA from Brassicogethes aeneus, 1664 nucleotides. NCBI's taxonomy places the organism in Eukaryota, Metazoa, Arthropoda, Insecta, Coleoptera, Nitidulidae. The record is from the annotation of a GenBank genome assembly.
GUCAAAAAGGGCAUACAUUCUAACCUAAACGGCUAUUUUAUUAUUGUUUUUUUGUGUAAUAUACACGCCAUAAAGUGUUAACAAGUCCUUUAUAAAGUAGUUAUAUAAAGGGUAAUUGAAUUAUUUACUACGCCGGUUUAAGGUUAUUGUUUACAUAGUAUGUUUUAAACAUUCAAUUUGAAAAUGAAUUUGGAGUUAUUAGAAUCGUUUGGACAAAAUUACCCAGAGGAAUUUGAUGGUACUUUGGAUUCCCUAUCCAUCGCCCUAACCUGUGCCUUCAACAAAAGAGGCACACUCUUAGCGGUGGGUUGCAACGAUGGCAGAAUCGUUAUAUGGGAUUUUUUGACAAGAGGUAUCGCCAAAAUAAUAUCUGCACACGUUCACCCCGUUUGUAGCUUAAGUUGGUCACGAAACGGCCACAAAUUGGCCUCAGCCUCGACAGAUAACACCGUCAGCAUAUGGGACAUACUAACAGGGGAGUGUGAGCAGAAGUACCGAUUUCCCUGCCCCGUUCUAAAAGUGCAAUUCGAGCCUCGUAACAUGGAACGAUUGCUGGUGUGUCCCAUUAAACAUGCUGCUGUUUUGGUGAACACCAAUGGGGGGCAUGAAGUGAUACCGGUUGAUGAAGAUGGUGAUUUAAACAUUGCAGCCUCGUUUGACAGGAGAGGCGAUUACGUUUACACGGGAAAUGCAAAGGGAAAAGUUUUAGUUCUGGAUUCGCGAACUUUGGAGGUUAAGGCUAGUUUUAGAAUUGUUUUGGGGACAUCUAGUGCUACCGCCGUUAAAAGUAUUGAGUUUGCGAGAAGGGGAGAUUGUUUUCUUAUAAAUACCGCCGAUAGGGUUAUCCGAGUUUACGAUAGUAAGGAAGUUUUGGCGUGUGGUAAAGAUGGGGAACCUGAACCCAUACAGAAAUUACAAGAUUUAGUUAACAGGACGAUGUGGAAAAAAUGUUGUUUCUCCGGAGACGGCGAAUACAUCUGCGCAGGCUCGGCGCGACAGCACGCCCUCUACAUCUGGGAGAAGGCGAUAGGGAAUCUGGUGAAAAUCCUGCACGGCACCAAAGGGGAGCUGCUAUUGGACGUGGCCUGGCACCCGGUCAGACCAAUCAUAGCCAGUAUAUCGUCGGGUGUUGUGAGUGUUUGGGCGCAAAACCAAGUGGAAAAUUGGUCGGCUUUCGCGCCCGAUUUCAAGGAGUUGGACGAAAAUGUCGAAUACGAGGAACGCGAAAGCGAAUUCGAUCUGGCGGAUGAAGAUAAGUCUGUUGCUAGUGGUGGGGAUGAUAAGGAAGAUACAGAUUUGGAAGUGGAUGUUUGCGCUGUAGAACCAGUGGCUGCUUUCUGCAGUUCGGACGAGGAGAGUGAGAACGAGAAUUGUCUGCAAUUUUUGCCCAUUGCUCCUGAAAUUGAAGAUCCGGAAGAUAAUUGGACCGCCACCGAUUCGAGUAUUCCGCAGCCAAAUCAAGGAAACGGUCCGCCGCCUCCCAAAAAGAAAAAAUAUAAAUCGUUUGAUAUUGCACUUGAACACACCAGUGAUGGAGAAGUCCAUCCAUUGUUAAGUAACAAACCCAAGGAUAAGCAGCCGGGGGUGGGCAAAAAAGGAGCGGGACGACCUAGGAAAUAAGUUUGUUGUAAUUUAAUGAGAAAAUAAAAGUCCAAUAUUUUGUC